AUGUCUCAAACGAAAUUGACAUCUCUUCAAGGCCGCGUUGCCAUCGUGACUGGCGCAGGAGGCGGCCUCGGCAGAGAGUAUGCUCUUCUUCUCGCAUCAUAUGGCGCAAAGGUAGUCGUCAAUGACUACGGCGGCUCUCUGAGCGGUCAGCGAGGUACUAUAUCUCGUGCGCAAACUGUCGUUGACGAGAUCAAAGCAAAGGGUGGAGAGGCCAUCGCAGAUGGCCAUGAUAUCUCAGUCCAGUGCGAAGCCCAAGAGCUUGUGCAAGAUACGCUAGCGGCGUACGGAACUAUUCACAUCCUUGUCAACAAUGCAGGCACUGCGGGUGAAGCUAGCUCGCACGACGAUGUGAACGUUCAAUCCUUCCGCCGCACAUGGGAGAUUGCAGCACUGGGUACUGUUAUGCUCAUCGGUGCUCGACAGCGUCAAGGAACGCCCUCCUCGCGUUGUGUAGGGUCGAGGUUCAGGUCGCGCAAGGGUACUUCAAUUACUUAUCCUACUAUGGAGAAGCAAGGCUACGGGAGAAUAGUCAACACCUCUUCUGACAGCCUUAUCGGUAUGGGAGCAGGUGGCGAUGGUGGUUAUGUGUCAAGUAAAGGCGCCACCUUUGGUUUGACUCGCGAUCUCGGGCGCAUGAGUCCCAAGCAUGGUAUCAAGAUCAAUGGCGUUCUCCCCUCAGCAGCAUCCCGUAUGUCAGAUUUAUCGCCUGUUAUCAAGAGGAUUACGAGAGAAUACUUCCAUACGCAUCUUGUGGCGGAUUUUGUGGUGGCGCUGUGCAGCGCCGAGUGUCCGAUAUCUGGAGAGCUGUUCAGUGUUGGUGGUGGAAGAGCCGCGAGAACGACGUUGGCUACGGUCCCUGGCCAUUCUCGCGCGACGGGCCUGGAAGAUUAUUUGGCUCAUUUUGAUAAGGUUAUUGGUACCACGGAUGAGCUGUUUGUUCCAAAAGAUACGUUGGAUUUGGUGUCUUAUGCGAUAAAGCAAGCAACGGGAACUGAUGUCGGGGUGAUAACAUUAGAUUAA
Fusarium subglutinans is the source of this 1020-nucleotide messenger RNA. RefSeq names its product fox-2 multifunctional beta-oxidation. Gene Ontology annotation, molecular function: oxidoreductase activity. Bases 1 to 1020 code for a protein of 339 amino acids. The record is from RefSeq and is a predicted model, not a curated record. The transcript is spliced from 3 exons. Lineage: Eukaryota; Fungi; Ascomycota; Sordariomycetes; Hypocreales; Nectriaceae.